CUGACCAAAAAGUGAAAAGAGAAGCACGCGUGUACUUUCAAAUUCCUUUAUUUGCAAAAUACUCUUGAAUAUUAUCAAUUGUAUUGUAUUACCUUUUGAUAUAGGAUCAGUAAGGACAGUCAAACCUACUGAGAUAUAAGAAUUUGUCAGUGUUGGUUUGAUGAACACGGUAGAUGUCCUCAGUUGAGCAAGAAUCAUCGUCCAACUCGCCGCCUGCGAAGCGUCCAAGAAUUUGUAACAGCCAUCAGCAGCAAAACUCAGUUGAAAACUCGGUAAACUCCAACAGUCAUCCUUUAGAAACGAUUGAAAUGUCAGACGGUCGAGAGGAAAAAAUGGAGAUCGACGAAGGUCUUUACUCGAGGCAAUUGUAUGUGCUUGGUCAUGAUGCCAUGAAAAGGAUGGCUGCUUCAAAAGUUCUGAUUUCAGGACUCAAAGGACUUGGUGUAGAAAUUGCCAAAAAUGUUGUUCUUGGUGGUGUGAAGUCUGUUACAUUACAUGACACUGGAAGUGUAGAAAGCUCAGACCUUACUUCACAGUUUUAUUUCACCUGUGCUGAUAUUGGAAAGAACAGRGCUGAAGUUUCUUGUCCAAAAAUUUCAGAGCUCAACACAUAUGUACCAGUGUCUGUAAACACUGAAAAUCUUAAUGAAAMUUUUAUUGCAGAAUUUCAGGUUGUUGUCCUUUCUGAUUCAUCAUUGGAUGAACAAAAAUGGGUUAGUGAUUUCUGUCAUUCGAAAGGCAUCAAAAUCAUUAUMUCAAGCACUAAAGGUUUAUUUGGACAAAUCUUUUGUGAUUUUGGUGAAAGUUUUAAUGUGGUGGACACUAAUGGUGAACAGCCUGGGAGUAAUAUGAUAUCAUCAGUUACAAAGGAAAAAGAUGGGGUUGUAACCUGUCUUGACGAGAAAAGACAUGGAUUUGAAGAUGGAGACUGUGUUACAUUUACAGAAGUUAAGGGAAUGACAGAAUUGAACAAUUGUGAGCCCAGGCCAAUCAAAGUUCUAGGACCAUAUACAUUCAGUAUCGGAGAUACAACAGGUUUUAGUGAUUAUAUUAGUGGAGGCAUUGUCCAACAGGUCAAAAUGCCUAGGAYGCUCAAAUUUAAAUCAUUCAGUCAAUCUUUGAUGGAACCAGAGUUUGUAUUGACAGACUUUGCUAAAAUGGAACGACCAGGUCAACUAUUGCUUGCAUUCGUGUGUCUGUCAGAGUACUUAAAAAGAUAUUCAGCAGCGCCUAGACCACGUAAUAAGGAAGAUCAAGAGAAAUUUGUUGCAUUAGCUAAAGAAAUCAAUGGCAAUCUUUGUGCUAAGGUUGAUGAAGUAGAUGCCAAGCUUCUGUCUGCUUUUGCUGACAAURCAAAAGGMGAUGUUUGUCCAAUGCAGGGGGUCAUUGGAGGUAUAACUGCACAAGAAGUCAUGAAGGCAUGCAGUGGCAAAUUCCACCCUAUCAUGCAAUUCCUGUACUUUGACAGUCUGGAAUGUUUACCUGAAGAAGGAGACAUACCAGAAGAACAGUGCCAACCAACUGGUUCAAGAUAUGACUCCCAGGUAGCAGUUUUUGGAAGUGAAUUCCAGAAAAAACUUGGAGAACAAAAGUAUUUUAUUGUUGGUGCUGGUGCCAUUGGCUGUGAACAUCUCAAGAACUUUACCAUGAUGGGUCUUGGCUGUGGUGAAGGUGGCCAUAUUUAUGUCACUGACAUGGACACCAUUGAGAAAUCUAACCUCAACAGACAGUUCCUCUUUAGACCAGCAGAUGUUGGGAAAAUGAAAUCAGACGUAGCAGCAAGAGCAGUGAAAGCUAUGAACCCUGAUGUUCACAUUACUGCACAUCARAACAGAGUUGGUCCAGACACAGAAAAGGUUUAUGAUGAUACAUUCUUCGAAGCCCUGAAUGGAGUUACAAAUGCACUAGACAAUAUUGAUGCAAGAAUGUACAUGGACAGACGGUGUGUCUACUAUCGAAAACCACUAUUAGAGUCAGGAACACUAGGAACCAAGGGCAAUGUACAGGUUGUCCUACCUUUCCUCACUGAAUCCUAUAGUUCUUCUCAAGAUCCUCCAGAAAAGUCUAUUCCAAUAUGCACCUUAAAGAAUUUUCCAAAUGCAAUAGAGCACACGCUACAGUGGGCCAGAGAUUCCUUUGAAGGAUUGUUCACAAUUCCAGCAGAAAAUGUCAAUCAAUACGUCUGUGACCCAAAGUUUAUUGAAAGAACUGAUAAAUUACCUGGAAUGCAAGCUGUUGAAGUUUAUGAAACUAUAAAGAAAGCAUUAGUAGAUGAAAGACCAAAAGAGUUCAGUGACUGUGUUGCAUGGGCACGACAUCUUUUCCAGGAUUAUUUUCACAAUACAAUCAAACAAUUGCUGUUUAACUUCCCAGCAGAUCAGUUAACAUCAUCAGGACAACCAUUCUGGUCAGGACCCAAAAGGUGUCCGCAUCCAAUAAUMUUUGAACCACGACAGGCUACCCAUAUGGACUUCAUAAUGGCUGUCGCUAAUCUCAGGGCAUAUAUGUUUGGUAUUCCUGGUUCUAGAGAUCCAAAACUUAUUCUUGAUAUCUUAAAGUCYGUCAAAGUUCCUGAAUUUGUUCCCAAAUCAGGACUAAAGAUUGCAACAACAGAUCAAGAAGCUGAAGCAGAGAGGAAUGCAUCAGGAGAUAUUGACAUUGAUGACAUGAAAACAGGUAUUCCUUCACCUGACACAAUCAAGAGUUUCAAAAUGAAUCCCGUUGAAUUUGAAAAGGAUGAUGACAGCAACUUUCACAUGGACUUCAUUGURGCAACAUCCAACCUUCGUGCAGAAAACUAUGACAUACCUCCAGCUGACAGGCAUAAGAGUAAAUUGAUUGCUGGUAAAAUCAUCCCUGCUAUUGCUACAACAACUGCCAUUGUCAGUGGUCUUGUAGCUCUGGAACUCUAUAAGAUCAUUCAAGGYAGUAAAAAUCUAGAAACGUUCAAGAAUGGAUUUAUCAAUCUAGCACUGCCGUUUUUUGGUUUCUCUGAACCUAUUGGUGCACCUAAGAAUAAGUAUUAUGACACAGAAUUCACGCUUUGGGAUCGUUUUGAAGUACAAGGAAUAAAAGAUAAUGGUGAAGAAAUGACGCUUGGAGAAUUUAUGGACUACUUCAAGAAUACUCAUCGUCUAGAAGUUACAAUGCUGUCUCAAGGUGUUUGUAUGUUAUAUUCGUUCUUUAUGCCUCCUGCCAAGCUCAAAGAAAGACUAGCGCAAAAAGUCAGUGAGGCYGUCGUCAAGGUUUCCAAGAAGAAAAUCAARAAUCAUGUAAAACACCUCGUGCUGGAGCUGUGCUGCAAUGACGAGGAUGACGAGGAUGUCGAGAUUCCUUACGUGCGCUACUCUUUUCGCUAAUGUAUUUGUGUAAUAGCUGGCCUAUGCCAUACCGUAGGAGCUCAAAAAUAUUAAAAUAUGUAGUUUGUGUUCA
Molecule: messenger RNA, 3432 nt
Organism: Exaiptasia diaphana
Lineage: Eukaryota; Metazoa; Cnidaria; Anthozoa; Actiniaria; Aiptasiidae
Product: ubiquitin-like modifier-activating enzyme 1
Exons: 35
Coding region: 174-3359 (1061 amino acids)
Biological process (GO): DNA damage response; protein ubiquitination; ubiquitin-dependent protein catabolic process
Cellular component (GO): cytoplasm; nucleus
Molecular function (GO): ubiquitin activating enzyme activity
Source: RefSeq, a predicted model, not a curated record